AUAUAAUAAUUAUUUAAAAAUUGAAACCGAAUCAAAUUAUUCAAAUUUUGAAUAUCGAUCGACAAUCAAUAAUCAUUGACAAAUCACAAAUGGUAACUUGUUGAUUGUUCAUAGUUCAUUUGUUCCAGCAUUUGGGAAACGUCCGUUUUCCGUUUAUCGGUCAAAAUAACAUUGGAGUCAAUUGUGUAAACUAAUUCAAAUUCCAAGCUCUCACACUAACUUUCCUACAUAGUUAUACACUUUUCUAUAUAACUAUUGACGUGGUUCGUUGUUUUAGUGUACUUUAGUAUUUACUAGUGUACAUAUCAAAAUGGCAACUCCAAACAACAAUAAUGCGUCUGAUGAAGACAAAAUUGAUCCAAUGAAAGAUGUACGUGCCGGAAUAGUACGUGAAGUGGGUAGUCAAGCAAUAUGGAGUCUAUCUUCAUGCAAACCAGGUUUUGGUGUGGACCAGUUAAGAGAUGAUUGUAUGGAAACUUACUGGCAGUCAGAUGGUCAACUUCCACAUUUGGUUAAUAUUCAAUUUAGACGUAAGACAGUUGUGCGUGAUAUAUGCAUAUACAUUGACUAUAGACUGGAUGAAAGCUAUACACCUGGUCGUAUAUCAGUACGUGCUGGCACUAAUUUUAAUGACUUACAAGAAGUUGAAGUAGUUGAACUGAACGAACCAUAUGGUUGGGUUAGAAUAAUGACUAAAGAUAUCAAUGAUUUGCCGUUGAAAACAUAUAUGCUACAAAUUGCUGUUAUUACCAAUCAUCAAAAUGGAAGAGAUACACAUAUGAGGCAAAUUAAAGUACACUCGCCGGUUGAAAAAAGGGAUCUUCUCAUUGGUAACUUUAGCACAGUAGAAAUGAGACAAUAUACAAUCAUAAAGUAAAUUUUUUUGUUUUAUUAUUUGUUUGCUGACAUUUUGCUAUAUUGUACAGUAUAAUAUACUAUAGAAAAAUUAGAUUAAACAUUACAAAAAACAUAUUUGUGUAGCUACCUACUAAAUACUAAGUUAAUUUUUGACGUGAAAUGUUAACAUUUUUUAUUAAGUUAUUGAAUUUAUUAUUAUUCUUUAAAACAUAUGAAAAUCUUUUUUAUGAUAUCUAUCAUCUUGACAAUUUUUUUUAGUAUCAAAAAAACUAUUUGUUAAUAUAUUGUAUAUUUUUGUACUGAUUUUUAAAAUUUAUUAUUUUCUUCUUUAAAUUUGUUUAAUAAUUUAUGAUGAACAUGUACUUUAAGCAUUUCAAUUCCCUUAAACUAUUGAACUGGUGUGCCCUUAGAAAUAUAGCCAUAUUUUGACUAGGAUCAUUGA
Molecule: messenger RNA, 1300 nt
Organism: Acyrthosiphon pisum (pea aphid)
Lineage: Eukaryota; Metazoa; Arthropoda; Insecta; Hemiptera; Aphididae
Gene: APC10
Product: anaphase-promoting complex subunit 10
Exons: 3
Coding region: 311-877 (188 amino acids)
Biological process (GO): anaphase-promoting complex-dependent catabolic process; protein K11-linked ubiquitination
Cellular component (GO): anaphase-promoting complex
Source: RefSeq, a predicted model, not a curated record